AUGAACCACCCCACCUUCAACAACAGCAAAUUCGGUCAGUUGAGAAGCACAGGAAAAGUCAGAGGCUAUGGUCAAGCAAGCCUAAUGAGAAAUCGAGCUACGAGGGUGGGUCGGUACUUCAGAAGUCUAAGAGUUGGCCAAGACAACAACAGCUUUCUUCGCUUCCAAAAGAUCCCAGUGAAAGACCGCUUAAUGAAGAGACUCGUCCGGAAGAUCGACUUUGGAUCCGCCAAGUUCGGCCAAGCCUACUUCCGGCGCUUGCGAGUAGGCCAAACUCACAAUGACUUUCUCAAGUAUAGGAAAGUCGACUUGAGAAGGCCUCAACCGGGGCGAACCUACCUCAGAAGCCUUCGACUUGCCAGCAACUCCAAGUUUGACAAGUUUAGGAAGAUCCUCUCCGACGCAGAUGGCGACCUCAAAGCACGCAGGAAGAAGGAAAGGAGAAGCAGCAAAGACUUGAAGGAAGACCAUUGGAAGGUUAUGUCCAAGAAGACACCCGAACAUCUCGCCGCCGAAGAAAGGGAAGAAAAGCUAGCGAAAGGAAUCCCCGACCAUUGGACGGUCGAGCAAUGGGAGUACAUCACCAAGUUUCCGAACCACAGGACAGCGGAGGAAUGGAAGAGAAUGAGGAACUUCUCGAGUAAUCUUGGCCACAAGCGAGCUGUUGCGAAAGCGGUCGAGCUUGAAACCUAUCAAAUAUCCGACCUGGUGCUGGAGCUGGACGCCCACGACAAUCCCUUUGUUCGUCCAUUCAACGCAAACGAUGCAGUCGAGCAGAGAGAGCAGUGGCCGCACCUCGACCCAGAUCAACAGGAAAUUGUCAGACGCGCGAUCUCUGUCGCCGAAACCGUUGCUGACUCCAAAGCAAAAUGGAAGGCACAGUUACGGCCAUUCGAUUACCGUCGGUUAACAGAACGUGAUGUUCUUUCAGUGGCAUUUCUCGGCAUUGCUGCCUCUGAGGAUGUCCCGAACUCACAAGGCAGCCAUCAAGCAGUACUGGAACCAGGCACCCACGAACCACCUUUCGGCUUCCUCAUCACGUCCGACCUCCGCGACAUAGGCAUACCCGACUCGUACUCGACCUCUACCCAGCGCCUCACCAGCCUCCUCCUCCAUCGCAUCGAGAAAGCUCAAUACCCAAUCCACCAGGAAGUCAACUACUCCCCCUCCUCGCUCUCAGAAGCCGUGAAUCAGUAUUCAUCCUUCCGUCAACUCCGCCGCAUCAUCGCUCCCUUGCUUCACUCUGAAGAAGGCUGUUGGCUUGUCUCCCAGUGCAACGAUGCCAUUCUGGUAGCCUGCACCAGGGAUGGGUAUCAGGUUGAUGACAAGUACUACGUCUCCACGAUCUUUGUCUUUCUCAGAUCCAUCGCCAACCGUUUGGCAAUGGUUGAUCUGAAUUUCGAAAUCCCGGCGGACCUUUGGCCUACUAAGUACGCUGAUUUGUUUUUUCUCGAGUGUCCGGAGCUGGUAGAAACAGAAAAAUAUGAGGAGGACGGCGGAAGUGAUACGCAGCAGCUUGGAGAAGGACAAGGAGAAGAAGGAGAAAAUGGAGGCUCAGAGAAGAACACGGAUUAG
Molecule: messenger RNA, 1575 nt
Organism: Sordaria macrospora k-hell
Lineage: Eukaryota; Fungi; Ascomycota; Sordariomycetes; Sordariales; Sordariaceae
Source: RefSeq, a predicted model, not a curated record